AUAUGAAUUACUACAUUAUGAAACUAUUACACUGCACAAUAGUAUUAUGGUACAUGAACAUAUCUCCUAUAAGCUCUUUUUAUCACGAGAUAUCAACCGUAAAUCCGAAUGUCCCGUUACCAAAAGACUCGUAUUUUGGGUACAGCAUGGCUUCCUUAGAUAAUGACCUCGUGAUAAGUGCACCAAGAGCUGAUAAUAUUGGGAAAAUAUUUAAUUAUGACACUAGAACCGAUACCACGACGAGUAUAUUUUUGAAUCUUAAAAGAGAGGUUACGGAGUUUAACCAUGACUAUUGGCUGGGAGCCACUGUCGCAAAAGGACAUUCAUAUUUCGUGACUUGCGCGCCAAGAGUUGUAGAAUACAAUUUACACCCUCCGAUAGACCCGUUCACGUCAGGGACAUGCUUUAGUUUCAGAAAUAAAACAAUUAUGAAAUUGCCAGGAAAAAAAGAAAACACUAAUAUCUUCAAUGGAAAUUUAGAUUCUUUUGGAUGGAGCAUCGAUGUGGAUCCUCUAAAUAGAAUUAUGAUAGGCGGUCCUAUUUUAAAUGGUGGUUAUGUAAGCGUUCAUCAAACAGACUUCACUUCUCCGUACAUUUUGAGGAAUACAACAAACACAUACAAUUUUGGAUACAGCAUCGCGAGUGGCUACUUUCUAUCAGAUAAGGAAAUCACCCACGCCGUCAGUUCUACUUAUGGAACGUAUGGCGAGGGCCAGGUAUCUAUAUUCGGCAGAGAUUUCAAAGAAAAAUAUAGAAUUAUAAAUAAAGGAGUUGGGUCUAUGUAUGGAGCUGUGCUAUGCGCCUUGCGCUUGGAAGGCAGCCGUUCUUCUUUGUUAGUAGGAGCACCAACUUAUACAACAAACCCUCAUGAAUACGACGAAGGCGCUAUAUACCUAUAUGUGCCGAAUUAUUCUCCUAACGCAACUGAAAUGCUGGUACUUAAGAGAAGAAUAAAUGGGACAUCAAGUGCUGGUUAUUUCGGUUACUCUAUUGCCAACAUCGGAGAUUUAGAUGGCGACGGCAAAGAUGAAAUUGCGAUUGGAGCGCCUUAUGAAGAUGAAGGAAAGGGAGCAGUGUACAUUUACUCAGGACAUGGUCUUCUAUCUGGCAAACCUUGGCUACAAAAAAUACAUCGAAAGGAGAUCCGAUCCUUUGGAUUCAGUCUUGCGUCAUUAACUGAAUCUUAUGAAGACGUAUGUAAUGGGCUAGCCAUCAGCGCGCCGCUCGUCAACAAAGUAUUUCUAUACAAAUGCACGGCUUAUAUAACUGUUAACUUACGCACAAAGUUCCCGGAUUUGCAGAAACGCGAGAAUCGACGUUUUUUUGAAUUCGAUGCAUGUAUAGAUUUUAUCUAUCCUAAGAAACCCGAAUUAAUUGACUCAGAAAUUGAAUUCAAAGUUAAAAUAACGCAUACAUAUGCAAGAUUAGAUGGCGCUGCAGCUGAUGGGUCAAUUACUCAUCAUAUAUUUUUUAAAGAACGUCCCAAAACCUUUUGCGCUACCUCCAAAGUGUUGACACCAGAGGAAGGUGAUUACGACGAAAUGAUAAAAUAUAACAUAACAGCAGAUUUGAGCGAAUCGAUGCAGAAAAAAACAAAAGAAAAGUUUAAUAGAGCACACGUUCUCCUGAGUGACAGGAGCGUGCGGUCUUUGGAAGGUCAGCUUUGGGCAGCUAACUGCAAUAGGACGUAUGGUCGCUGCGUGCCCUAUCUCACCCUUAAGUCGGUCACUACAAUAUCCGACCCGUACUUAGUGGGCUCUUCAAAAGAGGAAAGUUUUUCCUUAAUUAUUUUGAACUCUGGCGAGACUGCUUAUAGUCCGUGCGUGAUAGUGACCGUAGUCGGCGCUCACGUGCUGAGCCAUCCCCCUGCAUGCACGCGCGGAAAUGUCUCGUCGCAAGUGAUCUGUAAGCCAAAUCAAAUAUUACCUAGUGGAUAUAAAUGGCCAACUGGUAAAAUCGAGAUUGAUACGUCGUUUGCAACGAAUCAAUUGGACGAAUUAACGAUCCAGUCGGACCUGUACGAUAAUUGCAAAAACAGAACAGAUAAAAAAACGGUACAACAACUAUUCGGUUUAAUUUAUGACUUCAGCAAUAUUAAUAUACAGGGUCUUACCAACCCGAGUAAAUUCAUGAAUAUUACAACCGUUGAUAUCGCACUUGGGAAGCAAUUUCACCAUUUAUAUUCGAUAAGGAAUGAUGCUCCGACAGACUAUUUGAAUGCAAAAUUUAAAAUUUUGCUAGAAAAAAGAAAAUACUUAAGUUACUCAAUAGAGGUGGCCUGCAAAUGCUAUAUCAUAAAAAAAAAUGAAACUGACACCAUGAUCGAAUACACAUAUAAGGUCGAAGAGCUGAGCAGAAGAAAUGAAACAAAUGUGUAUCUAAGUAUUAAUAUCGUGCCAGAUACUCUGGAUGAAUUAAUACCAGGCGGAAAUGUUACAAUACCGUCAAAACUAACUUUGUAUUUGAAAGAAGAUAUACAAGAAUUAAGUGUCUCGACGACCUUGACACUCAAAUCAACCAAAGUUGCCGCGUGGAUUAUAAUUAUCGCAAUUCUGAUGGGUCUACUUAUUUUGCUUUUAAUAGCCUUCAUAUUGCGCGAGUGCGGCUGCUUACAAAGGAAAAAUAAGAAAAAAUUAAAUAGCUUAAAAGAAUUUGUCCGAACUCAGAGUAUGCGUGAAAACUCUCGUGGACAUAGUAUGCAGCGGGGGGACUAGGAAACAAUUUGUAUGACAUAUGUCUAUGGUCGAAAAAUAAAUUAAAUUAAUUGCAAUUCAUCGCAUAUGUUAUCCUUUUUAUCAUUGUGUUUGAAAAAAACCGAACCGUGCAAACCGAAAGAAGAUGAUGGAUUAUACAUGGAACAAAUUCAUCGACAGAAUUAUAAAUUAAUCUUAAGCUUUUGUAAUUAUUAUAAGAAGAA
Messenger RNA from Vanessa atalanta (red admiral), 2917 nucleotides. RefSeq names its product integrin alpha-V-like. Gene Ontology annotation, biological process: cell adhesion mediated by integrin; integrin-mediated signaling pathway; cell-cell adhesion. Gene Ontology annotation, cellular component: integrin complex; external side of plasma membrane. Gene Ontology annotation, molecular function: integrin binding. NCBI's taxonomy places the organism in Eukaryota, Metazoa, Arthropoda, Insecta, Lepidoptera, Nymphalidae. The record is from RefSeq and is a predicted model, not a curated record. The transcript has 25 exons. Bases 3 to 2714 code for a protein of 903 amino acids.